CCUUGAGUAUGAAAAUGCUAUCUAGACCUCGAGUUAACAGGAUUUUUGGGCAUGAUACUAUACCAUAACCCCUAAUGAGUGAACCCUAGGUCCUAAUUAUCUAACUCAUAAACUAUAAACCCUAAGAUGGUGCCUUCUUUUUUUUUUUGCCUAUAUUUGGACGAAUCAUAACCGUCGAUUAUUGCUUCUAAUUAAAUUGAACUUGGGGUAUAAGAUUUAGAAAAUUAAGACCUAGAUUUUGAUAUUUAAGGGGUUAGAGUAUAGUAUCAUGUCUGAAAGAUCAGUCAAUUCAAGGUCUGGAUAGCGUUUUCAUACUUAAGGUAUGCGAUACCCCGGAAUUCACCCCAGGUACCGUAGACCUAUCUAUUUAAUAAUAGACAAUAUGAUGUCAUUUUUAUGUCAAAUCAUAGAUAACUAAGUGACUGCAUUAUUAAAUAAAUAGGUCAUGAUUGAUUAUUCAAAAGUGAUAUAAUCAUUAAGAAUUUAAUGUUGAGGUAUUGAUAUAAGAUUGUUAUGAUUUAAAAAAUACAAAAUAAAAUUUUCAAAAUCCCAUUAUUGUCAUAUAAAAAUAAGCAUUUCAAAAUAUUUUAAAAUUAGGAUACACAUUAUAAAUUGUAUUCAAAUAACGUUAUGACCAAUGGGUCGGACACCUAACUAGUAUUUCCAAAUAGUCAAGCAAAUCCAAAUUUGUUGAUGCGUUAAUAAACAACACAACUUUGUGAGGUGCAUAAACCCACUAAUAGCGUUAUCAAAUCUAAUAUUUUUGUCAAGUAAAUCAUACUAAAUAAUUGACUACUAAACAAAAACCAGGUAGUGAGACAAUACUCAGUAAGUAAGAUUUGUAGAGUUUAACAAGUUGAUCCUUACACACUCUAAGAUUACAUCACUUUAUCCAAUGUAUAAAAGUUUUCUUUCUUAUUAAUCAAUCUGGCUUUAUAUAAGGAUGUAAAAAAUAUCCAUAACCGUGAAUAUUCGUCUGAAUUCGACCUAAUCGAGUAGGGUAAAACUCAAAUUCGAAGGAUUUUUACUAGGCAUUUAGGCAUGAUAAUGGAUGAGCAAGGUUUUCUUACUAUCCGAUCCGAAUCCGCCUGAUUAUACACAUGUAUAUGUAUUUUGUCUAGAAAUUAUCAUUAUUUUCUCAACAUAUUUUAUAUUUAGCAUAUAAUAUAAUAUUUUCAUGAAAUUGUGUGGUAUUUAAUUAUUUUUUUUUCAUUAUAGUGAUUUAUUCAUUAUUGUAGUGUUUUCUUUUAUGUAAUGUGAGUAAACGUGUGAAGGUUAACAUGUUGGUGUUAUAAAGAUAAAUUAUUAUCUAUUGAUAACCGUGGAUAUGCAAAACCGAACGACUAUAGACAUGAUUUUGAUUUUUCACCCAAUUCUUAUGUAGGUAUGGAUAUGCGUAAAACCCGAACUACUUUGGGUAGGGUAACAAAUAUGCACUAUCCGUCUCCAAACCGACCCAUCGCCAUCCCUAGUUUUAUUACUAUCUCCCUAACGCAAAAAGAAAAAUUACUUUAAUGCCACCUUCUAUUCAUUAUCUAAAGGUGGCGCCAGCAUGACAACAGUGACGGAGGUGAAAAGGUACAGGUGGUUAUGGGAAAAGACUGAUUAGGGUAUGUUUGUUCUAGGGAGGUAAAUGGUUAGUCAUUUAACUGUUUUAAUCGAUAGCCGAAUCAAUAAUGGUGGUUAACGAUUAAUCAAUAAUCUUUGAUUUUCUAGUGGUUUGGUUUUUGUUAGUUGUAUUUUGCUUAGUGGUUAAUCGCUGGGAGAAUAAUCAAUUAGUAGUUAUUGAUUAAUUGAUAAUCCCCUACUAGUACAAUUACAUAGUUUUGGUCUUUGGUUAGGAGAAAAAGUCUCAAUGUUCAAAACCACCGAAAGUCGCAAUUUCCACUUAUUGCAAACAACCCUCCACCUUAAGUCUUAAAUGUGUUUAAUAUUAAGAACUCUAAAUUCAUCUUCUCUUAAUUUCCUUUGCAAUCGACAGAGCGAACAUCUCACUCUAGUAGUCUUUGUUUCUUUAAUAUUUUUGAAUGAAGAUGAUCUUGUGGUUCUUGUAUUUGAUAUCUUGGUAGUUGGUAUUCACUAAUUUGAUGAAGACGUUUGACUUUUUUUAGUUUUAUGUGUUGGAAUAUGAAUUUGGAUUAUGAAUUCAUGAUGGUUGUUUCAUUGAUGUUAAUUCUUAUCAUUAGUAUUUUAUAUUUAUAGUGUAGAAGUAUAAUUAAAUUGUUUUGCAGGUGAUUAGGAUUAAAUGAUACUUAAUUGUUAUACUUAAUUGGAUGAUGAUUGUAUAUUACAAAUGUUUCGCUUUAUUAUAUUUGGUGAAAGAAAUAGAAGUUAUUGGUUUGAUUACACUACAACAAAUUCGGCCUAUUAUGACGAGACAAUUUUGUCAUAUUAGAUACCCAUUUUGUCAUAUUAGGUAUGAUAUGACAAAAGGUGUUGUCACAAAGGUUUGUCAUUUUAUCGCCGUCAGGAUAGGUCAAAUGUGACAAAAAUUUAAAACAAGGUUGUCACAUUUGCUUUGAGUAUAGCUGAGGUUCUGGGUAGUCUAUUGUGACAAACAGAGAUGUUAUGACAACAUAUUUUGCCAUUACGGUUGUCAUAAUCUGGUGAUUUAGGGAGAAUUGUUCGUCAUAUUACACGAUUAUCUUUUGUCAUAACUGUAUAUUGUGACCGACAAUAAAAGAGGUACUCAUUAUAUAAUUUGAUUAUUAUACGAACAUAAUAAAAAAUAAUUCAGCUAUAUAAUAUAUUAGAAAUAAAGUGUAUACACAGUACGCAUAUUUUAUUUUAUUUUUAUCUCAUAACACCUACAAAUGAGAAUAUUUAAGGAAAAAAAAUAAAAUUUACACACAAAAUGAAACAAAAUCAAAAUCAUGUUGUGUUGGUGUUCUCGUGUUCGGUCAAUCAUCUAACUAUAAACAACGACCUUCCGUAGUUACAUCGGUGGAAGGAAAUCGCCCGAUCUGAUGGCAUAAAGUAAUCGGACAAAAAAUCCCAGAGAUACAGACAGAUCUACUUCGUAAAUCCAUCGGCAAAUCGCCGAUGUUAAUCCCUAGCUCUUCUUUGUGGGAGAAGAGAAGCCUGUGGAGGGGGGAAUAGGAGCGGCGGCAGAUGAUUGGGAGAGAGAUCCAGCGGUGACGGUUUUGUCUCCUCUACUACUGUACGUGAGUGCUUUUUUUAACUAAACCAAAACAGAGAUAGAGGGAUUAACGGAAGGAAAUUCUACUACCAAAAAAUGGAAGUAAAUCUUUUUUAUUUGUAUGUAACCCUUCAUUUUAUGAUAAUAAUUUAAUUUUAGUUUCAUAAUUUUUUUUUGUUUAUUAAUGUUUUUUUCUUUUAGACUCCAUAAUUCUUUUUAUAAUUCUGUUAAUCGUGAAGUCGAAUUGAUAUACACAAUUUGGCUUCAUUUUCUUUUGAAAUAAUUUUCUAUCGCUAAUCGAUAUUGCUUAAUAAGAAAACAAAAUUUAUGUUCAUAAUAAGAAAACAUCAUUAUGAACACUAGUUUGUAUAUAUUUCUUUAGCUUUGUACCUUCCAAAUAUUAAUCUAGUAGAAUAAAAGAUCAUCAACAAAACUAUAUAAAAGUAAUUGUCAAAAAUAUUAGUAAAUUAUCCAAUUUUAGUUAUCUCCAUAAAAUAAAGGGUUAUCUAAAAAAAAUAAGAAAAGAAUUCUGUUCACCCUGUUUCUGUUUUAGUUGGUUAAAAAAAGGAAAAUAACUCAAAAAAUUAAUAAUAAAGAAAGAGAAUCCAUCGAUAAUAAUGGUCAUGUGGUAGGGUGGGAUUAUUGCUAUCUAUUAUGACAAAAUACUUUGUCAUUUAAACAAUUUAGGAAGACGUAAUAUAACAAAAGCUACACCGGUGAUAUAAUUUGUCACUUUUGUACCUCUUACAUCCUGAUAUGGAAUGUCUAUUUUGACAAACUUAAUUUUGACACGAAAUAUGUGUCACAUUACUCAUUUUAAAUGACGAACUAUUCUGACAACAAGCAAUUUGUCACUGUUGAGUCUCUUACAUCCAGAUAUGAGACGCCUAUUUUGACAAAAUUAAUUGUGACACGAAAUAUUUGUCACAUUACUCACUUUAAAUGACGACUUAUUCUGACAACAAUUUUUUUUUGUCACAUUAGGUAUACCAAAUAGGACAUAUAUUAUUUUUGUCAUAUCAUUGUACAUAUUGUGACAAACAGAAAAUGACAAAAUAAAAACUUUGUCCUAAUUGGCCGAAUUUGUUGUAGUGUUAGGUAUAUUCGUACUUGUUGGAACGUAUGUUAGUGGUUAUUGGUUAACCGUCAAACUAAUAGCUAACCAGACUGAUAAGAGACGGUUAAUCGAUAAGGCUUAUCGGUUCGAUUAUCGAUAUGAGUUUUUUGUUUAUUGUUUAAAUUCUAACCACAAUAUCGGUUAGUGAUUAACUGACAUCAAACCAAUUAUCACCCUUAAGUUUGUUAUGUAUAAUUGAGUGUAUAAAUAAAAAAAAUAGAAAACAAAAAAGGAAAAUUAUUUCGUUUUAAGCUAAACUGAUUUCAAUUUUCAAUAUAAAUUAGGAUGAUGAAUAGCAACUCUCAAUAACCGAGAGGAGUUAUAAAGAAAAUAAGAUUUGAACAUGCAAUUCCAUCCUAUAAAUUCACAUUACAAUCCAUCUGCUUAGCAUAAACAAAGUUCAGCUUAAGUUCCAAUUAAUCGAUCAAAGAUCGAUUCAAGUUAACAAGAACAAAGCUGGAAAUUUUCUAAGUGUUGAAACAGUUUUGGGAACCCAACUUUGGAGGCUUGGUUCUCCCAAUUGGGCUACUGAACAUGCAAGGUGAAGGGCUUGUUUCGAAGCUUGGGUGUUUCUCUAUAAUUGGGAGCACUUGGAUCGGGGAAAGAAAGUCAUAAGGGUUGGAUAACAAGUUGGGCAAAACCCUAUCCAGCAACUGGAAAUCUGCCAGUUUUUAGUAAGGAAGAAAGACAGUUUGAGGAAGCAACUUUGAACUCAAAUUCACGAAGUUUGGGACACGAUCAGCUUGAGCUUGGAGUUGGAAAUGAAAUUAUGAAACUUUCUAAACCUAGGUAAGGGAUUGGCUAAGCUCGACUCAACCUAGAAGGCCAAUUUUCAAGAGCUAGAAGUUGGUACGAAGACUGAUUUCCUGGACAGUUGCUUGGCCGAGAAGAAUGUUGCUUGGAUUGUAAGUUUCCGUGUUUUAUUUGUUUUGCUUUCCUUGUUUUGUUUGUAAUUCGUUUCAUUGUUCAAUUAGGAGUAUGUUAGGUUGUUCUUGGCUAUAAAUAGCCUCCUUCGUUGAUUGUAACAGGGUCGAAGUUUAAUAAAAAAAGUUUACUUCGAGGAGUUCCUCAAGCUUGCAAGCUAAAUUGUUCUUGGAUUUGGCCAAGAAUCGCAGACCUGGAGAUCGAGUCAUUCAUCCUCAAUCUUGUGGUAAUUUCUACCCUAACUAGUCUCUUCCCCUCGUGUUGAAGUUGCUUGUUCGGUUUGCCACAUUCAUCAAUCCAUUCCCUAUGUUCUUACUAUGAAAUCAUCACCAUCUCGAAGACAACUACCCUAGUUGCAUGCUCUAAUCGUUUGAGUCUCUUCUUGGGCUCAUCAAGUGGCAUCAUCGCCUGGUUCAAACACAGCGGUAACGACGAAGAAGGUACAGGACAGUAGGCAUGUUGCAGCGAGAACAAGAAAGAAAGAUCCCAUCGCAUUGCGGAGGGAACCAGCGAAAAUAGAGCUUGAUACUGCGUCCGACAAGGAAGUUCAGCUCGAAGAAUCAAUCAAGGCAUGGCGGCAGAUUAAAAUGACGGAGUUGUUGCAGACAAUUAUGGCACAACUAAACGCAACAUUCCAGACCUAAUUUCAUCACAUCAACCAGCAAUUGGCUGAAUUGAAGUCGACGGCGAUCGAGCCGAAAACGACGACAGAGGAAGACGCGACUUUGGAGGGAAACAGAGUGCAGAAUGCAUGAGCAUUCGAGGAACGAAUUAGCAAUAUGGAGAGGCACAUAACCAUACCUGAAGGAGAGCCCUAUAACCACGAGUUCCGUGAUCGCGAUCGACGACACCAAGACACGGGAGCAACCGAGGAACUGAAGAGAGUCAAGCUCGCUAUUCCCUCGUUUAAAGGGAGUAUUAACCCAUCUGAAUACCUGGACUGGGAGCGCAAGGUGAUUCUAUUCUUCGACUGCAACAAUUACACCGAGCGACAGAAGGUCCAGCUAGCUGCCUACGAAUUUGGGGGCUAUGCGGCUGAUUGGUGGGAACAAUUGAGGAUCAAGAGACGUCGAGUUGGCUUACCCCCAGUCGCGACGUGGAUGGAGAUGAGAACGUUGAUGAGAGAGCGCUUUGUGCCCACGUGUUAUCAACGAGAGCUCCACGAUAGCUUGCAGCUUCUUCGCCAAGGCAAUCGAGGCGUGGAAGAAUUCUUUCGGGAGAUGGAGCUCCUCAUGAUCCGAGCUGACAUAUGCGAGGACAAGGAGGCUACCAUUAGUCGAUUUUUGCAGGGUCUAAAGAGGGACAUCAAGAGCCAAGUAGAACUAUUUCCAUUCGUGGACAUUGAAGACGUUGUACAGCUUGUUAUGAGGGUCGAGAAGCAGUUGAAGCAAGGUUCUGGCAGACGAUUUACUCCCGCGAGCAAACUUGUCCCUAAACCUGACUUCAAACCGUAAUUGCCCAAUAAACCUGCAAGGACAACUCCGCCAGCUACCCGGAUCGACAAGGAGCCUCUAGUGGCAACAUUAGAUGCUUCAAAUGCCACGACUAUGGCCGCAAAUCGCAUCAAUGCACCAAUCAAAAGGUGUUGGUACUCCGAGACGGCCAAUAUUACUUGGAAGAUGAGGAAGAGGCCGAGAGGAAGGUUGUUGGUGACUCAGAGGGCGAAGAGAUGGAAGCUAUUGACGGGCCAUUGCUUGUACUAUCGCAAGCCUUGACAAGCAAAGAAGAGGACUUACCUGUCGUGGAUCAGCGAAGCAAUUUAUUCCACACAAGGUGUCGUGUGAAGGGCAAAGUUCUUACUGUCAUUGUGGAUGGGGGAAGUUGUGAAAACGUAGUCAGCCUUGAUGCUGCUAAAAAUCUCGAGUUUACCAUGAUUCCCCACGCCGAGCCAUACUCGCUGCAUUGGCUUAGUGAUCACGCUGUGAUCAAAGUAAACAAGCAAGCCUGGGUGCCGUUUUCAAUAGGGAAUUACCGCGACAAGCUGCUAUUUGACGUAAUCCUGAUGUAGGCCACUCAUCUGGUGCUAGGCAGACCUUGGAAAUUUGAUCGCCAAGUCUCUCACGAUCGCAGGACUAAUUGUUACUCGUUUACGCAUCAAGGGCAGAAGAUGGUGCUCACACCGUUGUCGCCGAAAGAAGUUCAAUCCGACCAGCAACACAUGGCGCGAAGUCGAGCCGCAGGGGAGGAUAAUUCUGGUAAGUCGUCCUCAAGUGACAAGAAGGGAAGCGCUUUGAAAGCUCGCCGGCACCUGCUAAAUGUCCUCGCUGGUCGGACAGUUCCACGACGACACAGAGCUCGACUGCCCUAUUUUUCGGAUGUCCUGAAUCGCACCGAAUGGGGUGGGAUGAUUGGAGCUGCGUCGGAGGAAGUGGCCAACACCUACACAUCCCAAAUUCACCAAAAAACGUGUGAAGAUGGAGAAACACAGCAGAAUCGAGCUCGAUCAAAGAAGCCCGAAGUCGGAAUUUUGCCUUCCAACGAGACGGACGAAGAACAAAAAUCGGUCGAAUCAGUUGUGGACUUUGAGUACGAUUCGAAGCAAAACACUUGGGAUCCAUUUCUGGGGCCUCAAGGAAGGUGUACGAAUCAAGCAAUUAGAUCGGCGAGGACUGAAAACAAAACGCCUAAUUUUCGAAUUAGCUCGCCGAAUUCUAGAAAUUCGUUGCCGGAAUCUGAGGAUUUUGAAUUCUCCGGUGGCGGGAAAACUCCAAGUCUUGGUUCAUGGCUGUUUGGGCACCCCCGAAGCGUGGGAAGGACUGCAUUUGCUUCAUGGGAGCUAGGGGAAAUGAAUGCAAGCAAUGAAUUAGUCCGAGAAGUCUCAAAAAGGAAAGCCCUAAUUCCAAAAGGGUCGCCGGAAAUUCGAGUCGCGCCUGAAGAUGGAAUUUUUGCACUAACUUUUCACGAUCCCAUUUGGGAUAAUUUUGUCUAUGCCUUUGAGUGCAGGAUGCUCCAAGAUUUGAGGUCAAAUAUUUUUAAAGAAGGGGGGCUUGAUAUGAUCACAAUUCGGGCAGGUUCAAGUUCCGAUUAAUCGAUCAAAGAUCGAUUCAAGUUAACAAGAACAAAGCUGGAAAUUUUCUAAGUGUUGGAACAGUUUUGGGAACCCCACUUUGGAGGCUUGGUUCUCUUUGGAGGCUUGGUUCUCCCAAUUGGGCUACUGAAAAUGCAAGGUCAAGGGUUUGUUUCGAAGCUUGGGUGUUCCUCUAUAAUUGGGAGCACUUGGAUCGGGGAAAUGAAGUCAGAAGGGUUGGAUUACAAGCUGGGCAAAACCCUAUCCAGCAAUUGGAAAUCUGCCAGUUUUUUACUAAGGCAGAAAGAAAGUUUGAGGAAGCAACUUUGAUCUCAAAUUAACGAAGUUUGGGACACGAAGUUUAAUAAAAAAGUUUACUCCGA
This is a messenger RNA of Linum trigynum, 8570 nucleotides long. Lineage: Eukaryota; Viridiplantae; Streptophyta; Magnoliopsida; Malpighiales; Linaceae. The record is from the annotation of a GenBank genome assembly.